This is a messenger RNA of Tetranychus urticae (two-spotted spider mite), 2769 nucleotides long. Its product is annotated as cytoplasmic polyadenylation element-binding protein 2. The record is from RefSeq and is a predicted model, not a curated record. Gene Ontology annotation, biological process: negative regulation of cytoplasmic translation. Gene Ontology annotation, molecular function: mRNA regulatory element binding translation repressor activity; ribosome binding; mRNA 3'-UTR binding. Gene Ontology annotation, cellular component: neuron projection; synapse; nucleus. NCBI's taxonomy places the organism in Eukaryota, Metazoa, Arthropoda, Arachnida, Trombidiformes, Tetranychidae.
CCAACUCUUAUUUCUCAUCCUGAAACUGAAAACUGAGUUGCUGGUGUAAAAUUGGUGAAUUAGUCCUAAAAAAUAUAAAUAUCUUGUCAAUUAAAUUAAUUAAUUUUUAAAAGUAAAGUGUGUUCGUUUUUUUAAGAUGAGUUAUAGCCAGGAUCACCAGCAGCAAGGAUCACCUCAAGUUUCAAUUCAACAACAACAACAAUCAAUUUCUGGAGCCUCUGGAUCUGUUCAACAAGGAGAAUCAUCAUCAUCAUCAACAUCAUCAUCAUCCGGAGGUUCACCUCAGGCGCAGCUUCAAGCAUCUCAACAGCAACAGCAACAGCAGCAGCAACAACAACAACAACCCUUAGCCGAAGCUACUGGAUCUAGUCUACAAGGAGGACCAGGGGUACUAGGUUCACUUUCAGUUCAACCAACUUCACCACCACAAUUACAACAGCAAGCCUUGACAGGAUCUGAUCUUGCCGGAGGAUCAGUUAGCUCAGCAUCCUCUUCUAGUCUUUUCAAGUCUUAUCCUAACGUAGCCUGGAACGGUCCAUAUACCGGUAACACCGUAUCUAAUCAAUGGUCAUCACGUGCUAGUCAAGCCCUUGUUAAUUCUAAUCCAUGGAGCAGUUUGAGUAAUCCGUUAGGAGGACAUACCAAGAAACCAGUGCCAAAUUUUCAUGUAAUUUCACCUAUGAAAAAAUCAACUCCAAACAUGAGUCAACAAUCUAUGAUAUCAUCUUCAAUGGCCGGGGCAAUGGGCAAUGGUUCGAGUAACCCUCUAGAUAACCUUCGUUAUCCUUUAGAGCAACAACUUCUUGAGAUAAUGCGCAAUGCAUCUGGAGAAAGUCAAGAUCAUUUCAAAGCAACAUCUUUCUCUGGAUAUGAUGAUUUUGUUGGAGCACGUAAAGUCUUCAGAGCUCGCAAUCUUGGCCGGCGUCGAGGAAAAUCACCUUUCUUUACUGGUCUCGAUGCAGAUAAUCAUUCACUUCUUGAUUCAAGUUCGGUUGGAGCUGAAGCCGGUGAACGAUUUUCUCGUAAAGUGUUUGUUGGUGGUUUACCGCCAGACAUCGAUGAAGAAGAAAUAACUGCAAGUUUCCGUCGAUUUGGUCCGUUGGUUGUUGAUUGGCCACACAAGGCUGAAAGUAAAUCAUACUUUCCACCUAAAGGUUAUGCUUUCCUUUUAUUUCAAGAUGAAUCAUCUGUUCAAGCAUUGAUUGAUGCUUGUAUUAAUGAGGAUGACAAAUUGUACCUGUGUGUAUCAAGUCCCACCAUAAAAGAUAAACCGGUGCAAAUACGUCCUUGGAGAUUGAGUGAUGCUGAUUUUGUGUUAGAUGCAUCAAUGCCUUUGGAUCCAAGGAAGACAGUUUUUGUUGGCGGAGUUCCACGACCAUUGAAAGCUGUUGAACUUGCCAUGAUUAUGGAUCGUCUCUAUGGGGGAGUUUGUUACGCUGGAAUUGAUACCGAUCCUGAAUUGAAAUAUCCUAAAGGAGCAGGUCGGGUAGCUUUCUCUAACCAGCAAAGCUACAUUGCUGCAAUAAGCGCUCGAUUUGUUCAACUACAACACGGUGACAUUGAGAAAAGGGUUGAAGUUAAACCCUAUGUUCUGGAUGAUCAAAUUUGUGAUGAAUGUCAAGGAGCUCGGUGCGGUGGUAAAUUUGCCCCUUUCUUUUGCGCCAACGUAACUUGUCUUCAAUAUUAUUGUGAACAUUGUUGGACAACUAUUCAUUCACGCCAAGGAAGGGAAUUUCACAAGCCCCUAGUCAAAGAAGGUGCAGAUCGGCCCAGAGCAAUACCAUUUCGAUGGUGUUAAAUUACAGUCUUUCCACACUCAUUUGACAAAACAUCAGAGCCAUCUAUUGAAAUCGAAACUCUAGCCCUAGCAUAAAUAGUGCUAGGAUAAUUUAAAUAGUACUCUCGUCGUACUAUUGGCAAUAUAAUAGACGGUGCUGUUUUUUUUUGUCAAAAUAAGUGUGGAAAGACUGUAGAUGCAAUUUAGGGUGAAAUUCAAUAGUCGUUUUAUACAGUCAUUUGUGAUCUCCAUUUGAGGUGAAACCAUUUUUGCCGUUCUAAUCAUCAUCUUGAUCAUAAUCAUCAUUAUCUUCAUCAUCCUGAUCAUUUUUUUUCUCUCAUCCUAAUCAUCGCAUUCAUCCGCUUCUAUGUUCAUCUUUUUUUUUGGGUUCAUCUCUUUGACAGACUUAGAAACUCGCCAAUUGCAAUGGAUCUCUCUCGUUGAUUAUCAUCAGGGCUUUUCAAAAGGCAUAGAGUCAUUUUUCUAAUCAAAAAGGCAUAAAUUUUAUGCCUAUGUCUAUCUUUUCCCUUUCUUUUCCCUUUCUUUUUUCAAUUUUAUCAACCUUAAUCUGUCCUGAUUAAAAGAUAGACGCCUUUUUUGACCAAUUUUGAUGAUAAUUUUUCCCAUUGAAAAUCAAUGGACUUUUCUUAGGUUUAUCUUUUAUGCCUAAAAGCACUUACAUAAGAUAGACGAAAGGCAUAAAAUGUGAAAAGCCCUGAUUAUCAUUAUCUAGCAAAGUCUGUGUUUUUUAAACUGCAAUCUUGUCCCAUCAUCUUCAUCAUCAUCAAAUUGCACUUCUUAUAAUUAUUACUUUCGUUUGUUUCUCUCUCCUCUGCCGGGCUUUUGUGAAAUAAAUCUGACGAUAAAACAACCUAAAAAACCCAAACCCAAACCCAAACCUAAUCAAACAUACAAACCUUAACAAAAUAUUAUUUUGAACAUUUUAUAUUGCUAUUUACUUUUACCUUAAAGUUACUAUUAUAUUAUGAUUA